Messenger RNA from Anarrhichthys ocellatus (wolf-eel), 3198 nucleotides. It is a transcript of the gene mettl1, whose product is annotated as methyltransferase 1, tRNA methylguanosine. Gene Ontology annotation, biological process: RNA (guanine-N7)-methylation; tRNA methylation. Lineage: Eukaryota; Metazoa; Chordata; Actinopteri; Perciformes; Anarhichadidae. Gene Ontology annotation, molecular function: tRNA (guanine(46)-N7)-methyltransferase activity. Bases 119 to 844 code for a protein of 241 amino acids. Gene Ontology annotation, cellular component: tRNA methyltransferase complex. The transcript is spliced from 6 exons. The record is from RefSeq and is a predicted model, not a curated record.
CCGGUGUGGUAAACUAACCAGAAACGAACGUGACUUACUGGGGAAUCGACUUCGUUUAUUUAAUAAUUAGGUGACAGAGUGACUAUUGUCGCGAGUAACGUCUCUAGUUUAAUCCAAAAUGACUUCGUCAAUGCCGCAGAAACGUUACUACCGACAGCGAGCCCAUUCAAACCCGAUGGCUUACCACACGUUUGACUAUCCUGUGUGUCCCGAGGAGAUGGACUGGUCCGAGCUGUAUGCAGACGUCUUCACUGGCAACCCAUCUGACAAAGAGACCCCUCGAGUUGAGUUUGCAGACAUUGGAUGUGGAUAUGGGGGGCUUUUAGUGGAGUUAUCCCCACUUUUCCCAGACAAGCUCAUGCUGGGCAUGGAGAUCCGAGUGAAAGUGUCCGAUUAUGUUCAGGAUCGUAUCCGAUCCCUGCGUGCCUCGGAGCCAGGAUGCUACCAGAACAUCGCCUGCCUUCGCAGCAAUGCGAUGAAGUAUCUCCCCAACUUCUUCUCCAAAGGACAGCUCAGUAAGAUGUUCUUCCUCUUUCCUGACCCUCACUUUAAGAAGACCAAGCACAAGUGGAGGAUUAUUAGUCCCACAUUGUUGGCAGAGUACGCCUACACGCUGAGAGUCGGGGGUUUGGUGUACACCAUCACAGAUGUGGAGGAAGUGCACGUCUGGAUGGUGAAGCACUUCACUGAACAUCCACUGUUUACACGCGUCCUCGAUGAAGAACUGGUUGGAGACGUGAUCGUAAAUCGUUUGGGUACCUGUACAGAGGAAGGAAAGAAAGUGCAGAGAAAUGGAGGGAAGAAUUUCCUCGCAGUUUUCCGAAGGAUUGAGGAUUCAAACUAAGAGCGAAGAGUUUGGACGUGCAAUGAACUGAAAUGAUGGUCGGGUGCAGUCGAGUGUACGUGGAGGAUAAUGCUGCUCUGUGGAUCUGGAGGCUGUGGCUUGUUCCUCAGCACAUGAACAGUGAUAUUAAUGGACCAACAUUUACAUCAUUACCCAACAGAGGGUUAGUGUUUGAGUUUGUUUCUCAUAGUUUAUGUAUUUCAUUUCUCAGCUCACAAAAAGACAGCACAAGGGAAGUAAAUCAUAAAAGCAUCUCUAUUCAGACUAGACUUCUGAAAUGUUUUGUAUUGCUUUUUUAAAUUGAUUUUUAAUGUUCUUUUGUUAAACUUCAAAGUGCUGUUUUGGAUUUACUGUAAAACUAAAUUCUUUUAGGACAACAGAAAGAAAUCAAGUGUUGUCUUUGGUUCAUUGUGUUGAUCAGUACAUUGACUGUGAACAGUUGAAAUUGAAAAUGGAAAGACUAUAUGUUGUGUUUUACAUUAGUUACUUUAGGGCCACAAACUUUAGUCACAAACAGGACUAAAAAGAGCCGCUCUUUAGUCAACAUCUUAGAUUUUACUGACUGAGAAGGUUGCCAACAAUCUUCAUCCUGCUUAUUUGCGAUGGGUCAUUGUCGGGUUUGAAAAUAAACCCGCAUGCUGCAGCACGUUCUGUGAGAAGUGAGCGUAGCACAGUUUCAAAUUCAACAGAGAACUGUGACACAAAUCAUGUUUCAAUUUAAUCUGUUUUGACAAAGCUGUUAAAGGAACUUGUUUAAUUGAUACUGGUAUGUUUGAUUAACGGAAGUUCUCGCUAAUGUGAUUGAAAUUUACUUAUUUAAAACCACACAUUACCACAGAGGGUGAUGCUCCUACAUGUCAUGUGACAUCCAAAACAAACUCUUCGUCUACUGAGUAUUUUUGUGAAACAGAACAGUGGAUUUCUGUGCUCAUUUUAUGAUUUUGGCUGUUUUAUUACAGGCUGGUGUUCUUGUCUGUCAGGAGAACGGGUGGCAGUGCAGGUUUGAGGCCCUCCUGCUGCUGCAGGGGGUGGUGGUUUAAAAACAGGACAGCACAUGCCUCAGUAAUGGGAACCCAGACACGGUAAAACUUUAGAUAAUGACAGAGCAAUUGAUGCACUCAUAAACAAAACAAAUACAAAACCAUACUAUUAAUAUUCUACCAUAACAUUAAAUCUACCUAUCUUGCGUAUCCUCUGCUAAGGUAUUGGCAUUCUGGCGUUAGUCGACCAUAAUUGACACUAAAUUUGUACCAAAUCAGUUAUUUUUAUUCAACUAAUGCUGCACUGGUACGAAUGUAUAGAUUGCUUCCAGUAUUCAGAGAAAAAAUAUUUUUGAAACACUAUCUGUGAAUACGUGGUAGACUCUUAUCUACUUGGUUUCUCAGAUCUGGACUAAUGAGAAACCCGAGUUUCUAACCUAAUCUUUUUAUGCGCUUCAACUCAACAGAGAAAUAUUGUCUCCAAUUUCUUCCGAUUGUCCUAUUUCCUAACACUGCACGGCUGCCUGUGACCCAUAUCCAAGGAAAAUAAAUAGCUCAAUGUGGUUGAGUCAACAGCUCGGUCAUUCCUCUGCCCAACACCAUUAUCAAAUACAGAAAGUAUUCACAGAACCUUUUAUGAUGUGCACAUGUUAACCAGUCUAAUCUAUCUAAUCUGGGAUGUUGACGAGGAGCCGCUGGUCUGUGUUUAUUAUCCCCAUGGGGUGCAUCAUUUAACAUUUUAGUACCAUCAGGUCAUCAAACAAGAGUUGAAUUAAAUGCACUGCAGGAGAAUCAAAGAAAGAGAAAUGUAAUGAUUAGCAUUUGGCAACACUAGCAAUGUGGAUGCUGCUUCAUACCCAAAGAAUUAGUUCCAUCCGGACGUCAGAAUGUUUUUGAGGUCAAAGGUUUCUACGGUGUUCACAGAGGCAGCUGUCCACUGUUAAACGUUACAAGACACAAGGAUGUGUUGCUGAUUUCAUUAUCACCUUCCACCUCCGUCAGUUCCGUCAGUGUAAAACAAAGGCAAAUGAUUUGACUUCAAUUGGAUGAAAAGAUUGAUACUACUCUCUUGUCUAGGAUAGGUGUUUCCCUUCUGUUUUCAGUCUUUGUGCUAAGCUAACAAGCUGCUGGCUGUAGCCUUACAUUUACCGCACUAGUGAUAUCAAUCUACUCGCCUAACUCUCAGCAAGAAAGCAGUGGCAUGAACAUGUCCUUUAAACUGCUUAAUUGUUCUUAGUCUUCACUCUCCCAGACUUGUUCAAAGCCUUUGAUAAUGUCAACCACCAGACUCCAACAAGAGGAUCUCUAGAUGUGUUUCCAUCCUAAAUGUCUAACUGAACUCAUCAUUUAUCAUAAAGAAGGUAUCUGACCUGA